Carassius auratus (goldfish) is the source of this 4375-nucleotide messenger RNA. RefSeq names its product sodium- and chloride-dependent glycine transporter 1-like. NCBI's taxonomy places the organism in Eukaryota, Metazoa, Chordata, Actinopteri, Cypriniformes, Cyprinidae. Gene Ontology annotation, biological process: amino acid import across plasma membrane; sodium ion transmembrane transport; nitrogen compound transport. The record is from RefSeq and is a predicted model, not a curated record. Gene Ontology annotation, cellular component: plasma membrane. The coding region runs from base 91 to 2046 and encodes 651 amino acids. Gene Ontology annotation, molecular function: amino acid:sodium symporter activity. The transcript is spliced from 13 exons.
CCCCCCCCCCUCUCUUUGCGAAGCAAGCGGUGAGGUGUGAAUGAAGAACUCAAGAGUUGAGACGAGAGAACUACUGGACACUAUCGAAUCAUGUCGGAAUCCAACAGCAGCGCAGCUUGCAUGGCCGAUCAGAACGGAGCAGUUCCGGGAGAGCCAGUAAAGAAAGAUGAAAACUCCAGAAGGGGAAACUGGGGAAACCAGAUUGAGUUUGUCCUCACCAGUGUUGGCUACGCAGUGGGGCUGGGAAACGUCUGGAGGUUUCCUUACCUUUGCUACAGGAAUGGAGGAGGUGCCUUCAUGUUCCCAUACUUCAUCAUGCUGGUGUUUUGUGGCAUCCCUCUGUUCUUCCUGGAGCUCUCCUUUGGGCAGUUUACCUCCCUCGGGUGCCUGGGAGUCUGGAAGGUCAGCCCCAUGUUUAAAGGUGUGGGCUAUGGAAUGAUGGUGGUCUCUACCUACAUUGGGAUUUACUACAAUGUGGUGAUUUGCAUUGCAUUUUAUUACUUCUUCAUGUCCAUGACAAACCUGCUGCCCUGGACGUACUGUAACAACCCCUGGAACACUCCUGACUGCAUUGGAGUGGCGGGCACUCCACGAAUGAAUGCCACCCUCGCCAAUGUGUCUGCUGUUGUGUCAGGGUUGACUGAGAUAGUCAACCGCACCAAGAGGACCAGUCCUAGUGAAGAGUACUGGAAGAACUAUGUGCUGAAUAUCUCUGAUGGUAUUGGGAACUUCGGAGAGGUGCGUCUGCCUAUCCUGGGCUGUCUGGCUGUGUCAUGGGUAGUCGUGUUCCUCUGUCUUAUUCGAGGGGUCAAGUCAUCCGGAAAGGUGGUGUAUUUCACAGCAACCUUCCCUUAUGUGGUGCUGACCAUUCUUUUCAUCAGAGGAAUCACUCUGGAGGGAGCCACCAGUGGUAUCAAAUAUUAUUUGACCCCACAGUGGGAGAAAAUUCUAGAUGCCAAGGUAUGGGGGGACGCUGCCUCUCAGAUUUUCUAUUCGCUGGGCUGUGCCUGGGGUGGCCUUAUCACCAUGGCAUCAUAUAACAAGUUCCAUAAUAACUGUUUUAGAGACAGCAUCAUCAUCAGUGUAACAAACUGUGGUACCAGCGUGUAUGCUGGCUUUGUUAUUUUCUCCAUCCUGGGAUUCAUGGCUAAUCAUCUGGGGGUGGAUGUGUCAGAGGUGGCCGAUCAUGGACCAGGCCUGGCAUUUGUGGCCUAUCCAGAGGCCUUAACAUUGCUGCCCAUAUCACCGCUCUGGUCCCUGCUGUUUUUCUUUAUGCUCAUUUUAUUGGGCCUGGGCACUCAGUUCUGUCUGCUGGAGACUCUGGUGACGGCUGUAGUUGAUGAGAUUGGAACUGACUGGAUUAUCAAAAAUAAGACCUAUGUCACGCUUGGAGUCGCCAUAGUAGGAUUCCUCCUGGGAGUGCCGCUGACCACACAGGCAGGAAUAUACUGGUUGCUGCUUAUGGACAACUACGCUGCCAGUUUCUCUCUGGUCGUCAUCUCUUGCAUCAUGUGUAUCUGUAUAAUGUAUGUCUAUGGUCACAAGAACUAUUUUAAAGAUGUGGAAAUGAUGCUAGGCUUUCCUCCUCCGCUCUUCUUCAGGAUCUGCUGGAAAUAUGUGUCUCCUUUCAUCAUUACUUUCAUUCUGAUUUUUACCGUGAUACAGUACAAGCCUAUUACCUACAAUGACUAUGUCUACCCAGGUUGGUCGUUGGUCAUUGGGUUUGCCAUGGCUUUGUCUUCAGUCAUCUGUAUACCAGUCUAUGCUCUGUUCAAGAUUGCUGUGUCUGAAGGAUCCACAUUUUUAGAGCGUUUGAAGAACUCCGUGAAGCCCGACCCGGACUGGGGUCCAGCUCUCCAGGAGCACCGCAAGGGCCGAUACGCCACUCAGGGUCCCGAAUCUGUGGAGGUGUGCCCUCUCAAGACAGAGCUGAAGGACGAGGGCAAAGAGAAACUCAAGGAGAAAGAGACGGAGAAAAAGGAUGAGAUCGGUUUGACCAUCCCAGGAAGCAACGGCUCCGCAUUAAACCCCACACCCAGCGCAUAGAGGAGCCCUCCCCCCAGGACAGUUCCCAUUCCCACACUGCGGGACAGGCAACUCUCGCUGGAGACCUUUACAUAUUGUAAGGGCUUUAUGAAAUCUAACCUCUAGAGAAAUUGGUUGUCAUCCAAAACCAUUUUCUUUUUGUUCGCAUAAUUUAAUACUGCAGUUUUUUUCUUUUUUUUAAAGACAUGUUCAUAUACAGGAGGUGUUUGCAUACACGCAGUGUGUAUAUAGCGCAUUAUUGUACAAUAUUUUCACUCUGUGUUGAGUAGUCUGGAAAGGUGACUGUAGCGGCAGCAGGAGCUACAGUGUGAUUUGGCUUAUGUGUGUGCGUGUGUAUAGUGGUGGCAGUGCUGGUCAGGUUUAAUAGCAGAAGACCAAAUAUUCUUUGUGGCAAUGUUAUAAUGGCACUGUUAAUGGGAGUGUUAUUUUCAGUUUCUGUUUUAUACCCGUUUUCUUGUUUGGGAACCAUCUCAUGGCCAAUGCUAUUGUCUGCGUGCAGUGCGGCUGAUAGAAUACAUGUUAAAUGACCUUUUAACACUGUAUUAAUUAACUCCACCUAAAACUACACAACAGAACAUGCCUAUUAUCCAUUGACUAGACCACCAGUACAUUUUGGAGCUAACCCUUAAAUUAAUUGGCCAAGUAGACUAGCCGAUAUCAAUAAAUAAGCAUAGGCCAAGAGAAUAUCAACUUCAUUUCCAAUUAAGUGAGAGCACAAAUACAAAACAAAGGAUAUUUGGUCUUAAGCUCUUACCGACUGAGGUAUCUGGACCGAGGCAUAUAACUUCUCAAGCCCAUUCUCAGGGUUACACACAGUUUGUUUUUUUUGCAAAACAUUUUCCAACACCUUGAGAUGCUGAUGUUGAGAAUUUGACAUGAAGGAGAGGGGUUUUCAUGCAGGAACUUCCACAUGAAAUGCCGAAUCUGUCUAGUUCUCCGGUGAUCUGUAGCCGAGGCAUCUCCUGAGCGAGGGGAGCAUGUGUGCGAUAACAGAAGCAGCUAGUUCCUCAUUAGAUUCAGUACUGUAGUAUGCACACUAACUCCGCUCUACACGGAAAAAUAGGCAUGUUACCAAAAACAUGUGCACAAACCUGUGUGUUCUGAUUUAGUUGGUAUGUUUGUGUUUGUGUGUAUUUUUUCUUGUCCGUGUUAAGAGACUUGAACAGGUGUGUGUGUGUGUGUGUGUGUGUGUGUGUGUGUGUGAGUGUGUGUGUGUGUGUGUGUCUUCUAAAGGCAUCUGGCAGUGCUGAGUUAAACUGUCGUGUAAUAGAACACUGAAAUAAGGCAUAAGGUUGCAUGUGGAUUGACCAGAAGUAAACGUAGCAUUAGUCAAAAUCACUGUGGUUAAUGGAAUUGUUGGGGAAAUCAGCAUUUUUUUCCUCGUAUUGUAUAAUAAUGUCAAAUAGACUUGCAAGGCCAAACCAUUCAAUUUACGCAAUAGAAACAACCGAAUUUUAUGAUAAUAUGGUGCAUUUUGUUUCGUUUUGGUUUUGAAGGCAAUAGAGAGCAGACGAUACUUGUAUGGAGAGUUAUGUUUAUAUUUUUGGUAUGGUUAGAUGCCGCAUGUCAUUUCAUUCCAGUGACUUUUCAAUAAGGCCCCUUUACUUACGAUGCAUAUGGUUGCAGUGGCACAUAUACAUGGAUAAAGAGUCCAAGUUACACUGUGAAUUCGUCUGGAAUUUUGCCUGACGCCUUUUAACAGGGGGUCUGACAAUGCAGCUGCUAAUGUGCUGAAGCAUCAUGUAUUGAGACUUGUGAAUCAACAGUGAAUCGCUGUAUAUAGUCAAGUCCGAGUAGUUUAUCUGCUAUUUCUCUCCUGUGUGGGAGGAGAAAUGCAAUAUGAGAUGUGCUCUGUCAUUUUGAGUCAGAAAGAGGUGAAAAAAUGCGAAACAAUAAUAUUGCUUUGUUGAAUUCAUUUUGAUAAUAGAAAGUCUCAGCUUUCAAAUAAGCUUGAUUUUUACAUGUCUUAAAAUACAUAAAUAAAUCACCAGAUUCAAAAAAAAAAAAAAGCAUUCAAAUUGUUUGGAAUUUUGCAAUUGUGGCAGCACCAUUUAAUUAUAUUUCAACAAAGUUGAAUUUUUUUUUAUUGAAAGCUUUCUUAUAUUAUGUGUGAGACUUUCAUUGCAUAAAACUCUAGUCUUUAAACUCUGACUCAAAAUGAUGGAGCAGGUCAGAUAAAGUCAGUAUUCAAAAACAUGAUGACAUAAUAGUCUACAUCUUUGUUAUAUGUACAUUUUGCUACAUUUCUGCAUGAAGGUAUGAUAUGUAUGUUUUUAAAUUUGUGUCCUAAAAUAUACAAAACACAAUCUAACUUUAAGAAGUAGGGGGG